UGCUGCUACUUGUGGCCACCGACGGCGAACUGUCCCAACAAGCUUCUGCUUGACGAGAGGCGGGACACGACAGCCACGAACAGGCGGCCGCCUCCGCCGCCAUACGUCGGGUCGACGGCCCUCGCCGUCGUCGUCGUCGUCAUCAUCAUCAUUAUCACCAUCGUCACCAUUAUGAUCAUCGUCAGUAACAUUAAAUGCAAGGGACUGCUUCUCCUCGUCACAGCCGUCGCCCCCGUCGUCGUCAUCACCACCAUUGUUGUUGUUGUUGUUGUUGUUGUUGUUGUUGUGGGGGCAGUGUUCGCCGCAUUCAUCAUUGCCGUGUCCAUCAUCAUCAUCAUCAUCAUUACCACAAUCAUCACAAUCAUUGCUGUUCCUAUCGACAGCAGCGACACCGUCAAAGUCGAUGAUGACAGCAACAACAACAACAACAACAAGCAGAGUCUCGCCUAAGUGGAAAACUCUUUCCCCGUGUAAAAUGUCAUCACAGUAUCAGCAGUGUCCGCAUCACUCUCAGUCAUCACUGUCUUAGUGAACCCAAAGGAAUAGCAGUUGCUCAUAGGAAUCGGAUACCUCGCCGGCGACUAAAAAGCAAAAUCUUUCAGUUGUGCAGGCGUGAGUUCGGUAAGCCUGUGCAGACGUCUGUUUGCCUGUGUGUAUGUAUGUGUUCCGAUGCGUUUGUGCCUGUUUGUUCACUGCAUAGAGCAGUGAGUGACGUGAGUGAAUUGUAUGUUGUUAUGUGCAGUGAAUGUUCUAUUGUGCUUUACUGUUAGAAGUCUGUAAAGUUGCGCCCUCAGGGGCAGCCAGACGGACCGUGCACGCACAAACGUUUCAAGCUGCGCCCAGGAUGCUCUUGUCCUCCGAUGCCUGAACGCAGUUCAAGAGGUGGCAAACGGACGACAAAGGAAGAGACAAAAACGACCAACAGGAAAGAGAAAAGCAACUUGAUUGAGAGGCAGGCAGACUGACGCGGGAGCGGGUAGUGCAGGUGUUGAAAGAAGACCAACCUAACCCGGCGGGACUAUGCGAUGCUCUUGACAGACACGUGGUGGUUCGAACCCGGGCAUAGACACUGGUCACAAAGCUGGCUUCAGCUCGGAACAUUCAUUUCAGUUUAGACAAACACAAGCAUAUGCGAUCGUCAGUGGCGUCGUCGUCGUUGCGACGCGGGGGCUUUCCGCUGGCGCUGGACGCGGUUACCAGCUGCGGUUGUGGAUUGCAGUUGCGAAUGGACUGAUUGUAUGCUCCAGCAAAGGGAACAACAGAAAAAGAAGAAGUAACAGCUGAAUCAACAACGGCAUAUCUGCUAUUAUAAUCAACGGAAGAGGCAGCAGCAAUAAAAAAGAUAUCAAAAAUAAAAACAGUAGCAGCAGUGUGCGGAGUCAUCUUUGUGGUUGUGAUGCGGAUAUUGAUAACAGUUACACUGGACGCAUUGGCGUUGAUUAGUGCUAGAGCCGGCGUUCAAGUCUGCAUUCCUAUUUGUGCUGCUGCUGUUGACGACGAAGGUUUGCUCGAAAAAGAGGCGGAUUGCAAUUGUGGGGCGGGCGAGCGGCCCGCGCCGUGCGUUCGCCGAUGAUCAUCGUUACACAGAAGAGCGCGCAGUCGCUCCUGCCGCCGUCGCCGCCACCCCCAAAGAGACGCGCAGCAGCCGCCGUCGCUUUUGUUGUUGCUGUUGUUGUCGCCGCCGCCGCCGUUCGGCUGUUAUUUGCGCGCCCCAGAGUAUCGCGAAGUCAGAGUGACGCGCUCGCAGCGAGGUCGGCCCGACCCGGGCGUCGGCCUCAGGUGCAGAAGCGCCCGCGAUGAACCUCGACGCCGAGAACCGGGUUGUGCUCAACGUGGGAGGGAUCCGCCACGAGACGUACAAGGCCACCCUCAAAAAGAUCCCAGCGACGCGCCUUUCUCGUUUGACAGAGGCGCUUGCAAAUUAUGAUCCAAUAUUGAACGAGUAUUUUUUCGACAGACAUCCGGGUGUGUUCGCCCAAAUCCUUAAUUAUUACCGCACUGGUAAACUACACUAUCCGACGGACGUGUGCGGUCCUCUGUUUGAAGAGGAGCUUGAAUUUUGGGGGCUGGACGCGAAUCAGGUCGAGCCGUGCUGUUGGAUGACCUACACACAGCAUCGAGAUGCCCAGGAGACGUUGGCAGUGCUCGAUAGACUUGAUCUGGAUACCGACAAGCCCAGCGACGAAGAAAUCGCGCGGAAGUUCGGCUUUGAGGAAGACUACUACGCCGGCCGAAUCACCUGGUGGCAAAAGACCAAACCUAAAAUAUGGUCAUUAUUUGAUGAGCCAUAUUCGUCAACAGCGGCUAAGGUGAUCGGUGUUAUGUCGGUGUUUUUCAUCUGCAUUUCUAUAUUGUCGUUUUGUCUAAAAACGCAUCCAAAUAUGAGAGUACCAGUUAUAAAGAAUAUCACGAUUCAGACGUCGACACAGGAACUUGCUUGGACCCUUGACAAGCAACAAACGAACCCGCAUGAGGCCUUCUUCUAUAUCGAAGUCGUCUGCAACGCAUGGUUCACCAUCGAAAUCUUGACGCGUUUUAUAGCGUCACCGUCAAAGUUGGAUUUUGCUCGUGGCGCGGUCAAUAUCAUUGACUUUACAGCCACACUGUCUUUUUACAUUGACUUGGCUCUCCAGAGGUUUGCCUCUCAUCUAGAAAAUGCAGACAUACUUGAAUUUUUCUCUAUUAUCCGUAUUAUGCGGUUAUUUAAAUUAACACGCCAUUCGGCCGGUCUGAAAAUCCUCAUACAGACGUUCAAGGCAAGCGCGGGGGAGUUGAUCUUGUUAGUCUUCUUCCUCGUUCUCGGCAUUGUGAUAUUCGCGUCGCUCGUCUACUACGCUGAGAGGAUCCAGACAAACCCCGACAACGACUUCAAUUCGAUCCCGCUCGGCCUUUGGUGGGCCCUGGUCACGAUGACCACUGUAGGCUACGGGGAUAUGGCCCCGAAAACCUACGCGGGAAUGUUUGUCGGAGCACUCUGCGCCCUGGCCGGAGUGUUGACCAUUGCGCUGCCAGUACCUGUUAUUGUAUCCAAUUUUGCUAUGUUCUAUUCGCAUACACAAGCGAGGGCCAAGCUGCCCAAAAAGCGGCGCCGAGUUCUCCCGGUCGAAGUGCCCCGGGGGCCGAAUCGCCGAGGCGCUGCCCACGACGUCAAGGGAUUCCGAGACGCCACGAUAAGCAGCAAGUUAGGACGACAAGGUACAGACGAUCCAAUUCGACCACCACGACCGCCGUUAAAACCGCGAGCCCCGGUGCUCAAAGAGGAGUACGUCCCGAUGCUGUCCAUCAACCACGCCGAAGGUCUCAACCCUAAUGCGAAGCCGCGGCGACCAAGCGAUCAGAAUAAACCAGUCUCCGUCAGCCCCGGAGCAACAUCAUCUGCCAUGCAACCUUCGGGCUCCACGUCGGCAGCCCCUACGAGUCCGGGGGGCGCAAGUAGUUCUGGAACAACCACAAAAGCGCCUGCCAAUGAUCCUUUCCCGUUGCAACUGGCGGCGUAACAAGGGGCCGAACUCAGACAUCGACUAGACGUUAGCUUAGGACCGGGUAGAUAGUUGGUGAUGAUAAGGCUAAUCAGCAUAUCAACAUAGCCGCACACAUAUAGAGGACGACGCCUAAAUGGUUUUAAAAAACAAAAAUUGGCACUUGCCCUCUAGGGAUUCAGGUGAUCACGACACUCGCUGGAAAACGUGCACAUAUAUGUAAGCAAUUGUAGAAACGAACCAGUCAAUGUCAGGACACCUAUUCCGUCCCGGCCAUCCCAGAGGAAUGAAGACUGGUCGCAGUAGUUCUAGUACUAGCAAUGGUAACUGUUUACAAUUUUUCGAAACUAUGCCCGUCUACCGCAAGCAGUGAAAUCUUAUUCACGCAGUCCGUAAGUUAGGAAGCAUAAGCAACUGCAGACAAAUAUGCAAGAUGCGAAGUGCAUCAACGGGAUCGCACUAUCGUAGCAUGCUUCUGACUCGGUGCUUCUCAUGCCAAUCAGCUUGAACAUAGUGUAACACACACGGUUACAAGUACACCCGAAAGAGACGAGACGGACUAUGUCGUUCUAGCAACGUGGUCUGUCGGAGGGAAAGACGCACGGGCCGAAGACGUAUCUAUAUACACACGGUUUACUGUUACUACUGCUACUACUACUACAGAAAGGUAACAAAUAAACAUAGACCAAUGGACCGAUCUCAUGGAUAGCAGUCGUGGCGCUAAAUCUGUGCUCGAAGUCCAACUGCUUUUCCUGGCGAUCAGACGGCGACUCUCUAUGAUAUUAGCCUAAUUUGCAUCAACAGCAAAAACUAAGAUUAUAAAAUAAAAUUACAGCUGUAAUUAUGCUUACACAAUAGCUAUUACGAAGAGAACGAUCUGGUGCGUUUUCCAUUUACCAUACGUGAAAAAACAAUAACACUAUCGUGAAUCAGUGUGAAAGAGCUUGUUUCCGCAACUUUAUUUUUCCUCGCAGUGUUCGAGUGACUGUGAUUAUUGCAUAUAAAGAUCCAUUCUUUGCAACCCCCAAUGAACUUUUAACGAUCGUUCCCUACCACUGCAAUCGCCGUUUGGAUCCUCGUUAACCUCUUGAGUAACGUUCUCAAUUUGAAUUCUAGACUCUGUCAACGAAUGACAAUAUACAAAUAGACAUCUACAAUAGCAAUAGUAUCCAUAGAUGAAUCGCUUUCAAAUCACCGAGUCGUCUUGUGCGUGUUUCUAUCUUUUUUGACAAGAGGACUUCUAUUCUACGCAAAUGGCGAAUUUCCAUUCGCUUGUUCCUAACAAUUCAAUGAUAGUCUGCGAAUUUGAAAUAGAAAACAGUAAUAAAACGAGUGCUAAUAUCAGCUGAAUUUAUACUGUAGGUGUUUUCCGCACUCCUACCUAAUACCGAAAUUUUCGAAGAUAAUUGGCCAUGUUCUAUAGCCUUGUCAACAGCCUGUAUUAUACGUGCAAAAGGCCCAAUUUUUUAAAAAUGUAAGUGAUGUAACGGUUCGACAAAUAGUCCAGUGUUUGACUGGUUAGUCGAUUUUUUUUUUAUUAUGUUUCGUCGCAUUAGUCGCACGUCGUGGACCGGUGCAGAAAUAAUUCAUUCUAGUCGAUGUUAACCCUGCCAGUAGAAAUUCAAUAAAUAUCAGAAACUAACUAAAUAAGUAAUCAGCAGUAAACAUAGCGAGAACAAAACUCUGGUGUGCCAAGACAAAAAGGAAAAGAGAAAAGCAUCAGUAAACGAAUGAUAAGGAAGUAGAAUUCAUCUUGAGCACGGGUCACCACAACUACUACGGCUGGCAUCGUAUCGAUCGCCGCUAUCAAUGGCCGUCAUUAUUGCCAGUUGGCUGGCGAAGUAAACAGAUGAUGAGAUGAAGAGCGCGUAAGAAUGAAGAAAAAAACGUCUACGUUCAAUUAUCGAACCCAUUACUAUGCACUUGUCACACGGUGCAAAGGCUGAUCUGCUGGACGACAGAAUUAUUGCUACUGUUUUGUAACGGUGAGCAUAUAUGAAUAUAUAUUACUUUAUUCAUCACAGGUACCUAGAAGAUAAGCGAAAUGCUGCUAGCCUGACAAUAAGCGGCCUGACUUCUAUAGAGGAGAUCAGCGGAUGUUUCUUUGUCCGUAAUGCGUUCAAGAUCUUAAAGUUCCAAAGAACUGCGUCAAAGGUAUAUUUACGAUUGUCUUGGCCUACCUCAAUUAUGACUAACUCUCAAUGCUUUAAGUAUUUUCAUGAGAAAAAAAAAGAUAAAUUUAAAUCAAAAUAACAGCGCCUUCAACCUCUUCCGCCACAUCUUCAGCGUUCAUUCUUGAUACUAAGAGAGGCUAUUUAACUACGAUUCAGCAUGUUCAAACCGAAAUUGAUCUUCCUUUCGCUGCAUCAUAUAUUUCUAACGCUAUGAUAUAGCCUUCUGCGAAAAAGAAAUGGGUGGUCCAGCAACAUAGAAAAAUAUUCUUUUACAUUUUGUAGAAAUAGAAGGAUACUGCUUCUAAAGAUCGUUUCGUCGUGGCUUACGAUGGCAAUUAAAUGUUGUUCGAGCGAUUUGUCUUGGUAAUUUACCAUUGAAGUCCGAUAGCCCAGUUUCUCCCUCUGCUUUUAGCUCCCAACCAAAGUAUUACCGAAUAGCGUAACUAUCAUACACACACAUAUAUAUCCUCCACCUAAAUAUGCUUUUUUUUUUUGGGGGGGGGGGGUGAAUGCUUUACCUGCUACAACCAAUUAUGUCAUUACAAUACUAAUUACCUAGCUAACGAUAACUCUGUAUAUAUCUUCGAUACUGCUCAUGUCGUAUGAGUAUACGUGCUGCUGUAGACCCGACAUCCUGUGAGACAAAGCUAGACCAAACUAAUACAAUCGAGCUCAUUACAGAAGCUUGAUCUUUUUACCUGUAGGACCCUUGAGUGACGAUGAACAGCCCCGAAAGCACAAAUGAAUUCACAAACGAGAUAGGUCACACUUCGUGGUGGGUCAAUCGGUACUUUACCAGGCUAGAGACAUGGUCGUCUGAAUCCUACAAAGUAUGUAUCACAACAUAUUCGAAUGCUUGACUAUUCGAUGAUACACUGCAUCUUGGUAAUUUGGAAGACUUUGUUACCAUUGAACGUUAGUGUCAAAAAAGGCAGGAAGAACUGUCAAGCUAUUUCGUAACGUCCCGAGAACCAUCGACUGACAAUUUCAAACAAAAGAUAAAUUGUAUAUUAAGGCUGAGAGGAAUUAGUAGUAUGCCUUUCAAAAUACUAUUAAGGUGCUCCAACGAAAGUGUAAAUAAACAUGUAUUUGAACGUCUCAUAGUGCUAAGUAAUUACCGAGCUAGUUGAUUGUACCAGGAGUGGUAGCUUUGAAUGAGUUGCAUAUGAAAGUAUCAGACAUACAUUCGUAUGUCAGAAGAAGAAGAAGAAAAAGUAAGGUUAAGGGGCAACUGAAGACGAUAAUCGACGUUGAACGCAUGCUCAUGGUCAUGAUUAUGCAGGCAGUAAAAGUAUGGCCACAAAAAUGGCGCAUAGCGUGAACACACCGAUAUAAGAAAUGGAGUAAAGCUGAUCGACUAAUCAGCGUCUAGACGACGCAUUGAACCUAAUGCUUAGGAGUGUUAUCGCCUCAUCACUUGAAAUAUCAUUGCAGGCUCGUUCAAUGGUAUUGAUAAAUGUACAGCAAAGGUAGAUUUUGAAUCGCCAUUCAAUAACCAAGAGCAAAGCGAAUAUUGCAUCAAAUAGAUUUCACGGGAACCAGGGUGUGCGGCGGCGGCGGCGGCGGCGGCGGCGGCGCAGGUACCCCUCGCUUUUGGUAGAGGUUUCUGUCACACAACAUUCACGUGUAUCCAUGACUCCUUUAUCUUUUGAGGAAAAAAAAUAUGGCUACCCCUGUUGACCGCCCUUAUCGCCAGCCAGUGAACAUAUGUUACACAUAUCAACUAUCCCACCUCCUAAAAUGACCAAAUGAAACGUAUGGCGGCCGGCCGGGACGUCUCGCUCUCUCCGGUCGGGACCAAUUCAAAAAGCAAUUAAUCAAUGGCAGGAGAAAGUACCGUUGUUGUUAGGAAAUUACGAAACUGAAGACCACGAUAGCGAGCGACACUGCAGCGCCGUUCUAAUAGCGAUGAUACUACAUACGAAUAGUAAUGAUCACAGUAUCGACAUUACCAAUAAAGGAACAUGUAUGUGUAGAACUCCAGAGUCUCCGAACCAAGUCUUGCUAGAUGAUUACGAGCAAUGCGACUUUUCGUCAUCUAUGUUCCCGGACAUAGCCAGAACAUUAGAACCUUAAUAAAAUAUGAGGGUUGGGUUUAAUAGAUUCAACUCUCCACCCACUCACCCAACUGCUGCCUUUUCAGUGAUCUCGUGGUGUAAAAAAGUAUACGCGUAUGAUACAAGUGGUCACCCUCUGGUCUAUGAAGAUUUUCAGGUCGUCACAUGACCUCGAUCAGGAAUAACUACUAAGUAAGGGGCAGCUUAUUGUGCCAGCACCGACAGGGAACGUUAUCGUUUUUGUCGAUCGAGAUAUAGCACAAACGUUCUCGUAGUAACCAAAAUGAUGAGAGGCGUUGAUGCUACCCCUUUGUCGUUGAGGCAUACCGAUGGCUCUAUGGGACCAAAUGAAAUCGGUGAAACUAAACAACACUUAUAGUACUAUAAUAUAAAUUAACAACAAUGAUAUACAUAAUUGUUAUAGUGAUUAUAAAACUAGCACCGCUAUUUAUAAUAAUCACAAUACUAACUCCUCGAUCACUGCGUAACAACUGCAACGACUCGGCUUACAACUCCGAUAUAUACAUGGAAAAAAUAGAACAGCAACAGCAGCAAUGAAAAGGAACAAAAAAACAAUUGCGGACAACGAGGUACCACCGUUGCGCGACCGAUAGGGGGUAUCGUACCUAGUACUACUAUUGCUGCUGCUGCUGCUGCUGCUGCUGCUUCUGCUUCUGCUUUCAUCGUUUUGCCAACACGGAAAACGUACACAAUACGCGAUAGUACGCAUUCACACCCUCAUACAAUGGCUAAUAUAGAUGGCUGACGCAGAGACCCGACCUAUCUUCACUCCACCUGUGACACCAACGAAUCUACAACGAAAUGUUUUCCCCUUUAUAAUGUGCCAGGCCAAACUUCACGGUAUACGCACUGACGUUGAUGACCGCCUCCUGUUUUCGUUCGCUUUUCGAUAACUAUCUAAGCCUUUCCCAGUUUUCAAACGAUACAACCAGCGCUAACAAGGCUACAAUCGAUUUAAAGGUAAACAAAGUCAACAGAAAUGGUAGAAAAAGAUUCACAUACCUAAAUACAUGCACAAAUAUUACAAUGACGAUUGUAAUAACGAUGACGGUACUAUAAAUUGAAGCCGUAUAAACACACACGCACAUAAACAGCUAUUUGCUUACAGAUGAAGCAAUGAAUUAAGCAAAUUGCUUUGAUCGAGCGUUGAGGAUUUCGAAUAAAUCGACGGUCUAUUGGUCUGCUGAAUAACAACAGCCAAACGAACACAGUAACAAGUACCUAUUUUGUCUUUUAUCGGAACUAUUUUCGAUGAAACGUACUUAUUUAGGCAUCUUGUACGUACGAACAAAUACAAAGAAACAGAAAUAAUAAAUUUCAAGGAAAAUGCCUCGUUGGCUUAUCGAGCACUAUGCAGUCUGAGCAUGCGGGGUCAAGGCACACGCUUAUGAAUACGUAUUGCCUGUGCUCGUCGUCACGCGACAACAGACAGAGAUCGUACAGCGAUGACGACGAAGAAUGAAGAGCGUCAACACGACGAUAUUGAUGACGGAUAAUGAUAAUAAGCAUAAAUUAACGAGAAAAAAGUAGCGGUAAUUUGAAGAACUACUGCUGUGACGAAUGUGUGCGGAAGCGUGUCUGUGCGUGUGUUGCGUGUGACUCACCAAAGAGUCGUAGUCUAAAGGAGAAAUAUCGGUAGAAUGUGAAACGGAAAACAUAACAGGCGGCUGAUGAUGAUGAUGUCGGCGAUGGUGAUGAUUCAAGAUCUAGAGCAUCGAUUGUGGAUUUACUAUCGCCGAUCAGCGUAGGUAGGCCGCGCUGCGGAAACCUGACUGAGGUCAACAGGGAAUCAUUUAGGAAGCCCCGGGACUAGGCCCCUACGUCCCGGCGGGGUCCGCGGCCCCGGUCUUCAGCGUCCGUACCACAUGGCACCGUAUCUAACGUAACAAUGUAUUGUUUGUUGACUAUUUUAACUGAAUUGAAUAUUAGCUAUUCAUUAAUCUUGCAUUAAAUUCAGCAGCUUAAACGACUGAGCCAUGUUGGAAAAGUUAAGAACUAUCCAUAUGAUAACAAUUCAAUUAUAAUAAAAGGGAUGAUGCGAAUAAAUAUCAUUAUAGCUGUAAGAGUGAUGAUAAUAUAUUUACGAUAGAAAGAGUACGAGUAUGGGCAAAGGAAAAGGGAACGGGCAGCGAAACAGGCGGACGACGCUCUUCUUGUCGUAGGCAACAUGGGGUAAAGCGAUGCUAUUUUGAUUGAUUUGCUGUGACUGAUUGAACAGUAUCACGACUUCAACAGGCACGAUGUCGUAAUGCGAGAGCUAUGUAUACAUACAUUAAGGUUGAGCUGACGGUUCGUUUCAAGGUCUUCAAUCCAUAUUAUUACUGUCACAAAACAGAUAUAGAGUAAGUGUAUAACUAUAAUUAUUAAAUAAAGCAAAAUACUUGUGGUAACGCUUACAUCAAAACUAUGCCUAUAGUAACAUGUCACUUGUAUCUAAUCGGAGUGAGGAAUACAUCAGAGUUACCCUAACGAUAACUGUGGAGUUAACCACCACCACUUUCCCAACAACAGAAAGGGGCAUGCAUACCUAUUUAGUUUUUCCUUAAUGCUUAGCGCGCACCUACUUCCUACGAGUUCUCACAAGGUUAAAUAACUGCCGUAUGUGGUAAAGACCGUCGCUUCAACUAUUCUUCGAUGUCACACAUCAAAUGGUGUUUGUCACUAACUCCGCGCACACAAGCGUUACGCUUAAUGUUCUGGCACGUAUUUAAUUCCCGUACUCGGUGUGCACUCAAUUGCCCCUCGUUCUCAGCGUGAAACCUGGGGACGGGGAAGACAUUUGAAAAAGUCAUACCGCUCAGUCUGUGACUUUACGGCUGCUAUUGCGUACCACUCGAUAACUGUAACAUUUAUAGUAGUAUUAUAAUAUUGAUUCAUAAAUUAUUACGACGCCGACGAUGAAAAUGAUUGAUAUUGCUUCGAUUACCUAAAUCAUGCGAAGAGACAAAAUUCUAUAGGAGCUAUAAUGGUGAUGAUAAUGGCGGUACUAUAAAAACACGAUACCUUGAGGGCUCCAAUGAAGAGUAUUAGACAGGUGGUGGCCGUCAACUACUUUGCUAAAGUCUGCGCAUUGUUGUUGUGUGACCAUUUCCGACUACAGAUACGAAAGUAAGUCGGCCGACGGCUGGAUGUGUAGAAUGUCACAAAACAGAUAGAGCCGCAGAUUACCGUCUCAAGAAAAAGUGACCUAUAUAGCACAGCGCUGCUUGCCCGUCGACCCAGCGGAUCGUUACUUUGCACACAGUUUAUAUUUCCGCACCAAUAUUCUCCGCCCUAAAUGAAAAGUGCCCGCCCUCGGGAUCAUUAAUGAAUGUUAUUUUAACUCCUAUCAGUAUCAAUGCGAUUCCUACUACCGGUCUAACUUCGCAUAAAAAGGUAGCCAGGAGUUAGCUCGAAAUCAGCUCCCUUUCUGUCCAAUUUCAUCCCUGCGGCCAUAAAUCUGUUCCGGUUGCGUCGUUGGUAACUGAUGAUAACAACGAUAAUUAGGAACCAGCCGACAAGUUAUAAUGUAUAUAUUAUAAUUCAUACCUGCUAUUACACUUGGCCCGGAGGAUGAUGAGGGACCAGAGAAAGCUGAAAAUGGGAAUAAUCGAAAAAAAUAAAGACGAAGUGGCUAAGAAAAGUUUUCAUUAAGCAGGCUGGUAAUGAUGAUGAUGAUGAUGACGACGAUGAUGAUGAUGAUGACAAUUUUAACAGUAAUAACAUAGGGGAAAAAAUUCCAAUAUAGAAGGAAAAGCUAUGAGAUAAGGAAUACGACCGCAACAACAACGCAGCAUUAAGACAAAAUUACAAUUGAGCCAGACGACGAUGAUGAAAAAGAGUUACAGGAAUGAGAGAGUGAGCGUAAGAGAAACGCGCGACAGGAACGUUAGCGAGAGAGUGGCAAGAAGAAGGAGAGAGAGGGGAAAUAAGGAAGAAAGA
Varroa destructor (honeybee mite) is the source of this 11652-nucleotide messenger RNA. It is a transcript of the gene Shaw, whose product is annotated as potassium voltage-gated channel shaker cognate w. Gene Ontology annotation, cellular component: neuronal cell body membrane; dendrite membrane; presynaptic membrane. NCBI's taxonomy places the organism in Eukaryota, Metazoa, Arthropoda, Arachnida, Mesostigmata, Varroidae. The record is from RefSeq and is a predicted model, not a curated record. Gene Ontology annotation, molecular function: delayed rectifier potassium channel activity; protein binding. Gene Ontology annotation, biological process: protein homooligomerization; action potential; potassium ion transmembrane transport.